Molecule: messenger RNA, 2096 nt
Organism: Aspergillus vadensis CBS 113365
Lineage: Eukaryota; Fungi; Ascomycota; Eurotiomycetes; Eurotiales; Aspergillaceae
Gene: trm44
Product: tRNA (uracil) methyltransferase
Exons: 2
Coding region: 216-2096 (626 amino acids)
Biological process (GO): tRNA methylation
Molecular function (GO): tRNA (uridine) methyltransferase activity
Source: RefSeq, a predicted model, not a curated record
CUAGAGGCAACUUACACAUCAGCGCCUAUACAAGAGUAUUUCACAGUAGAACGAAUCAAGAAUUCUUCAAGAUGAAUAUCAAUCUCUUGUAAAGAAGACACACUCCUACUAGAGUGGAUAUAGAGCCAGUCAUCUGCAUCUGUGUCAAGGAGCAGUAUUUUCGAAUCAGCCAAUCAUAUCAAUUUAAGCCAUAUAUACCCCUCAACUACAAGACAAUGACUGGAAACAAAAGAAAGAAUCCGCGAGACUUGACCCGUCUCUCCGGCAAACCACUUGCUGAGACUCUCGAGCCCUCUUCAGUACUGGCAAGCAGCACCGAAGAAUGGGUCACAUCUCAAGACCUGGCUGAGUAUGGCCUCACCUUUAAGCCAGAGGUCAUCCAAGAUAUGACUCUCUUUCUCCUGGCCAACCCCAACAUGAGCUCCACCCAUCUAUACCGGGCAGACAUCCUCUUCGACAGCUGGGGUUCACUGCGGACACCGCAACAGAAAGAGCAGUCCUUCGCUCAGGAUGGCAACAGCAAUCUGGAGACCACCGAGGAGCACAUGGAACCCAUGACCGCAAGGGAAAUUCCCAAUUUCACUCUCACCAGAACGGUAGUGAGGAGACUCAUCCCCAGAAACCCGAACCUAGACAGAGUCAUGGACCAAACAUGUCACUUCUACGAACCCAUCAACGAGUCCACAGACGCCAACGAGGGAUCUAUCAACCGCUACCUCGCUGUCUAUACCCCCCACAUCACCUCCAAAGAAGACAUGCCCUUCUACCACCCUCUCCUCCGUUCCCUGGCCUUCCUAUACGACUACAACACCAACACAUCAGACCCCUCCCCCAACCCCGGCACCAUGUCCAUCCACUUCCUCCUCUUCCCCAACGAACCCAUCCAAAACCGUCUAGAGCGCACCCUACAAGCCCUCCUGACCAUCCAAAUCCGCCUCGCCCGCGGCACCCGUCUAACCGGCAAACCAGACAACGGCGGCGGCGGCAGCCAAAACCCAGUCAAAGACAACGUGAUCCCACAGCACCUCGUGCAAAACACCUAUACACGGCUGAAAGCAAAAUACGCCGCCGAGCUGUGCCAAAAUUGGGUCGAGAGCACCGAACCCUCCAAGCACGUUUUUGAGGACCUCUCAAUCACCGCAUUCCUCAUCGAACUCUGGAGGAGCAUGUACGGCGCUGUCCCAGCGGACGAGCAAACCUCCACCAACUCCCCAUCUACCUUCCCCGGCUUCGUCGACGUAGCCUGCGGCAACGGCGUCCUCGUGUACGUCCUCCUCAUGGAAGGUUACAAAGGCUGGGGCUUCGACGCCCGCCGACGCAAAACAUGGAGUAUAUUUCCAGAGUCCGUGCAAUCACGACUCACGGAGGAAAUCUACAUCCCCAAACCAUUCUCCGAAACGAACCCCUCUCUGCUCCAAGAGCUGACGAUAAGAUCCCACACGGGGUCUUUUCCAAAGGACACAUUCAUUAUCUCCAAUCACGCAGAUGAACUCACCGUCUGGACGCCCCUCAUGGCUACGCUUCUUUGUCCCGAGUCGCCGUCCCCUUUUAUUGCUAUCCCGUGCUGCUCGCAUUCGCUUUCUGGUGCGAGGUUCCGGUAUCCGCCUCCUAAGGCGGGCAAGAAGAGUAAAUUAAACGAGGAAGAUAAAGGAGGGGAAGAAGAAGAAGAGGGUAAUCCAGCAUCAGGAGACCUCAAAUCCCUCCGGAAGGAGAAACAGGAUGCUCAGACUACGGAAGCAGGGUUCCUUAAGUCCAUGUAUGGAUCGUUGACUGCGAAGACGAUGAGUGUUGCGGAGGAAAUCGGGUACGAGGUUGAGCGGACCCUGUUGCGGAUUCCGAGUACGAGGAAUAUGGCUGUAAUUGGGGGGAGGAGGCGGACGACGCAGGUGUGGAAGGGGAGGGCGAGUGGGUCUGCUGCUGCUGCUGAUGGUGGUGAUGGUGAUGGUAAUGGAGAGGAGGUCUUGGAGCGGGUUAUGGAUGCUGUAAGGCGGGAGUGUUCGCGUGAGGGGGGCGUUGAGGCUGCUGGGAAGAUCUGGAUUGAGAGGGCGAAGGGGUUGAACAAGGGGUCUGGGAUGGGGAAGCAGGGUGGGCAUUGA